AAUUUUAGGGGAAAGGAAAUCGGGUCGGCGGUUGAAAGACUGGAAGUGUAUUCCGCACAGUCGCGGUGAUCCUCUGAGAGAGUGUGACGACGACGACGACGAUGACGACGAAGAAUAAGAAAGUGGUGUUCUUAGCUUGCUGGAUAUUCCUCGCGGCAGCAAUCCCAGCCUUUGAAACUAAAUCAGACGGCGUAGGCGAAUGGCAACUCCUGACAAAGCAAAAUUUCUCCUCCCAGAUCCGCCUCCACCCUCACAUCCUCCUCAUCGUCACUCUCCCAUGGUCGGGAGAAUCUCGAUCGCUCAUGAGAGAUGUGGCUCGAUUGGUUACCGAUAAUCAUGAAGAUUUCAGCUCAUUGAGAUUGAGGUUUAUGUACAGAAACGCAGAGAAGGUGUUGGCGGACGCCAUUGGAGCUGCCACGGAAGCAGAGGGAACAACAGUUUUGUACUAUCACAAUUCUGUGUCUUACAAGUAUGGCGGAAGACUUAGGGCGCAAAAUGUAUUGGCCUCGCUCCGUCCGUAUGUGGUGGUUGGACCAGAAGAGCUUCCGUUCAAGUCCCUGAAAACUCCGGAGAAAUUGAAAGAGUUCGUUGAUUCAACUGACAAAGCUUUGAUUCUGUUUGAGUUUUGCGAAUGGACUUCAAAAUUGCUUGCCAGGAGGAAGAAUAAUGGAACCGAUCGAAACGGUUUUGCUCUGCAAGGGAAUUUUCUUGGAUUCAACAUCAGCGGAGAGGCGAGUAGAUCACCAGCACACUUGGGGAAGACUAUCCAGAAGGUCGCGGGUAUUGAAAGUGCAAAGAUGUGCGGUGUUGAUUAUGGGCUUGGUGGUGUUCCUUGGCUUGGGGACUUCAGCUCGGUAAAUGACAGUGCUUCUUUUGUGGAGUCUGAGCAAAUGAGCUCAUUCUGUAAUCGUGAAGAAUAUCAGCUGUUUGACUCUUUCCUCUCGAAGUUCACAACCGUUGCACGGGAGUUCUUUCUACCUCCUGAAAGGUAUAAAUUUGGUCUGGUCUCAGAAAGAUCGAUGCUCUCAACUUUUGGGAUUGAAGAUUCCAGUACAUGGUUGGCAGUCCUGUACUUAUCUGGAUGCCCCGGUUGUUCAAAGAUUAUUAAGAAAGAGGAGGACCUCAAAAAUGCUUUACAGAUGGAUAAUUUGGUUGUUACGGAGUUAGAAGGUCUUGGAAACACUUUGAAGCCUUCUUUACCUGCAAACCAACCAUCAGCACUCCUAUUUGUGGAUAGAUCAUCUGACUUGUCAGAGACUAGAAUAAAAUGUAAGAAAGCUCUUGAUUCUUUUCGAGAGCUGGCACUGCACUAUCAUAUUUCACGCCAAAGUGGUGGGCAAUAUGGAGACAAGUCUGAGAAACCCUCGGUCCAAGAUUAUCAAGCAUUAAGGAGUACAUCUGGAUAUCCAAAACUAAAGUUGUCUCAGACAAUCAAAUUAAAAGACAAAACGUCUACUUUCAUGAUUGUAAAUGAAGGAAAACAAGUCACUUUGGAUAAUAUAGCUUUGGAUCUACAGGGUGGUUCCUUGAAGGAGAUCUUGGAUAUCGUACUUAAGCAAAAGAACAAAGCUAAAUUAAGCUCGCUUGCAAAAGAGUUAGGUUUCCAACUUUUAUCAGAUGACAUGGACAUCAAGUUAGUGAAUACAUUGCCAGUGCAGAAAGAACUUCAGUCUGAUCAACUUACAGAAGAGCUGUCUAAGGAAGGCCUUGUGACAAGUAGUGUUAACUCAGACAAGGAUCAAUUGCCACACAGGACUAGUGUAUCUGCUGAAGAGCAUCUGGAAACUUCCGAAGUCACAGAUUCUGAAAUCUUUUCUCAGACUGAUGAAGAGAAAACAGCAUAUGUUGGUACAAGUAAGCAGUUCUUAUCUGCAGAUAGUGAACAACAUCUUGCAGAUCAUAAACUUGAUAGUACUGAAGAUAUAAAGGUCGAUGAAGAAAGUUCUUCACAGGAAGACAAAUCAGGGGAGCAACAGCUUCGCUUUCAAGGUUUUGAGGGCUCUUUUUUCUUUUCUGAUGGUAAUUAUCGAUUACUUAAUAGUCUCACUGGUGGAUCAAAAAUUCCUGCCUUGGUGAUAGUUGAUCCCAUUGCCCAGCAACAUUUUGUCUUCUCAGAAGAGACUGAUCUUAGCUAUUCUUCACUGGCUAAUUUUCUUUCUGGGUUUGUUAAUGGAAGUCUUCUUCCAUAUCAACAGUCUGAAUCUGUUCUUCAAAGCUCUAGGGAGGCCACUCAACCACCAUUUGUUAAUCUAGAUUUUCGUGAAGUGGAUUCUGUCCCUCGAGUUACAAGUCGUACCUUCAUCAAGCAGGUGAUUGGGUUUAAUCAAUCUGACACUGACGCUUGGAAUAAGGAUGUCUUGGUCCUUUUUAGCAAUAGAUGGUGUGGAUUUUGCCAGAGAAUGGAAUUGGUUGUUCGUGAAGUAUAUCGGGCUAUGAAGGACUAUAUUAAGAUGCUGAAAAGUGGAUCAAAGAAUGAGAAAACAAGGUUUCACGAUGGUGACUUGAAGGAUGAAAUGCUGAAGCUUCCAUUAUUAUACUUGCUUGACUGCACCUUGAAUGAUUGCAGUGUGAUAUUGAAAUCAAUGAAUCAGCAGAGGGAAGUUUAUCCUGCUCUGCUGCUCUUUCCAGCUGAAAAGAAGAAUGCUGUCCUUUAUGAAGGGGAUAUGGCAGUCACUGAAAUCUUCAAGUUUAUGGCCGAUCAUGGAAGUAACUCGGAUGAUCUUAUCAGUGAGAAGGGAAGCUUAUGGACUGUAGCAAAAAAGUGGGGAAGGAAUCAAAAUUUAUUUAAGGUCCAGUCUUCUGACAUUCACGAGGGAGCUCCCUUUGAAAAGGACACACUUCAUGAAAUACUUUUAACACAGACGCAUAAACAAGGCAUUAGAGACAAUCAGCCCGAAUCACACACAUCACAAGGUUUGCAGGAAGCAGCCCUGCGUGUGGUGACCGGUUCCACUUUAGUUGCUACUGAUAAACUUCUUACUGUACAUCCCUUUGAUAAAUCAGAGGUCCUUAUCGUCAAGGCAGAUCGAGUUUCUGGAUUUGAAGGUCUGAUUAUUAACAAGAAUAUCAAAUGGGAUGUUCUUCUUGAAUUGGACAAAGGGCUGGAGAUGCUAUCUGAGGCUCCUCUGUCUUUUGGAGGACCACUUAUAAAGGUUGGAAUGCCUCUUGUCGCAUUAACUCGAAGAUUUGUUAUGAAUGAGUAUCCGGAAGUCCUGCCGGGUGUUUACUUUCUUGAUCAAUCAGCAACAUUUCGUAAAGUCGAAGAGAUCAAGUUAGGAAAUCAAUCUGUCAGCGACUACUGGUUUUUCUAUGGGUAUUCAAGUUGGGGUUGGGACCAACUCUUUGAUGAGAUUGCUGAAGGAGCUUGGGACUUGAGUGAUGAUGGUACGAGGCAUUUAGAUUGGCCAUCGGGUUGACAGUUUUUCGACGUGAUAGAGUUUUCGGAGCAUCGCACAGAGGAAAUUGGUUGAGCAAGCGCUGAAGGAGGUUUUAGAGAGAAAUAGGUCUGCACACAAAACAAUUUGACAUGUUUGUAACAUCUUACGUGCAAAAUACUGUAAAAAUAUUAGAAUUUUUAGUUCAUUAUGUUACUAAUCGAACUACAGGCUUGACUUGGAUGUAACAUUCAUGAGAAUUUAUUUAUAUAGAAAACCCUCAUGAGAAUUUAAUC
Molecule: messenger RNA, 3670 nt
Organism: Pyrus x bretschneideri (Chinese white pear)
Lineage: Eukaryota; Viridiplantae; Streptophyta; Magnoliopsida; Rosales; Rosaceae
Exons: 8
Coding region: 102-3416 (1104 amino acids)
Source: RefSeq, a predicted model, not a curated record